Molecule: messenger RNA, 4598 nt
Organism: Bicyclus anynana (squinting bush brown)
Lineage: Eukaryota; Metazoa; Arthropoda; Insecta; Lepidoptera; Nymphalidae
Product: sperm-associated antigen 7 homolog
Exons: 4
Coding region: 760-1470 (236 amino acids)
Molecular function (GO): nucleic acid binding
Source: RefSeq, a predicted model, not a curated record
CAUUUCGUCGAUUGGGUCGACUUGUAUAGCAAAAAAUAAAAAAGCAAGAAGCCGAAAUACAAGCAUUUAAAUUAUUUAAUUAUUGCAUAGAGUUAAAUUUUAGUUAAAUUUUUUUUAAAUUUUGAAAUAUGUAUUCAAAUAAUGGAAACGAAAGUUCAGAAACAAAUCAUUGACUACUUCACGCACUUCGAGGAAUUCUACAAUACAUCCAAAAGUAGUUUGAAAAUUUGCCAAAACUGCGCAAUUUCUAUUAAUAAAUUGAUACAUCGGUGCCGGAAUAUUAAAGAAGCACAAAUAACAGGCACUCCAUUGGAAGAGUUUGCGGGCCUACAAGACAAAUUGUUGUCGGCUUUGCAUAACCUCAUUUCGGAGGAAGUUAAAGAGAUACAAAAUCAACGAUUGGUGUUGGAGGAGUCAUUUGAACAACUUUGCAACAAUAACAGAGUCCUCUUACAGAGUUGCAAAGAAAUCGACUCAUCACAGCAAACUUCUCUAAUACUUGGUACACCUCUCCAACCACCAUUAGAACAAAUACUACAAUUUGUAGCUGAUUGUAUAACAUUUGGAGGUCAAAUUUGUGCACAAAUUGAAACAGCAAUAAAUAUACUACAAUAUAAGAGGUUAAAUACGCCACCCUUAGUUGAUAAUUUCAAAAUACCCACCGAUUGGCAAAGAAAAGUACCUGAAAUCAUAGCUUACACAUCCUUCUGCUCGGAAAACGAAAUUUAGAGGGACUAAACGGUUUGAUUUUUAAAAAACAUGGAUCUUCUAGGCUCAAUUUUGAAUUCCAUGCAAAAGCCUCCAUCGGCAAGUGAGGCACAGAAGAAAGCGAUGAAGAAACAAAAGGAGGCUAUAGAACGUAAACAGAAAGAGGAGAAACACAUUUUAAACAAGUUCUGUAAGAGAGUGGAAGAGAAAAUAAGUAAUUUUAUAAAGGAUGGCACUAAAUUGUCCUUGCAGUUUGAGCCAAUGGAUCAAAUGUACCGAUCUGUCAUCCGUGAUGUAGCUACAACUGCUGGAGCUCAAGUAUACUCAUUUGGACAGGAAGGCGUAGACAGAUAUGCAGUUGUAUACCUAAAAGACAAAGGUCCAUCAGAAGACGAACUGAGCGUUCGUCGAGAAGGUGGCAUUUGGGACGAGGCGAAGGCAGCAGAAAUGGCAGAGAGACGUAAAGAAAUGGAGAAGCAAGCAGAACUAGACAGCCUAGAGGAGAAAUCUAGAAAACGCAAGCACGGUAAAGAAGAACUCAGCGGCACAUUCUAUAAGCAGAAGUACGCUCACCUGAUUGGACAAGAAGCAGCUAUUGAUGCAGCACAGAAGACUAAUAUGAACAAAAGCUAUGGAGAAGUGCCGAGUGAGAACAAAAAGGACUUGAGAUCCAUUGAACAGACAAUGGCAGAUAUUAGAGCCAAGAAGGUGAAAAAAGCUGAGACAGAAAAAGCUAGUGCUGACGGUGAGAGUAUUAUUUGACUAUACUUAAAACAACUAGGUUACUUAUCAGUAACUUAACUUUCAAUCAAAGAUCUCCAUCGAGAAGAUAUCAUUUUGCAAUAACGAUUUUUUGGGCGUAUUUAACUCUAUAGCAAUGUAUUGACCUCAUAUAAUAAAAGGACGCCCAAUCAUGUAGAAAUUUUCACUAAAAAAUUGGCCAAUUCUGCUUUGCCAGUUUUAGAAUUAUUGGUAAAGAAAAUUACCUAAAGGCCUUUAAAUAUAGUCCAAUAUUCAAUCAAAAAUCCCAAAUUCAGAGCAAAUUCCACCUUAAGUAUUGAGUUUAAGGUUGAAUUUGCAAAUGUGACUACUUGGAUUGAGUGUCAAGAAGUUGUGUUUGGCACUCAUUGAGUGGGGACGUUUUUCGGUCGCUGAUUGUGCAUCCACUUUUUAAUAGGAGAUUGUUCGUUAUUUAUUAGCAACUUAACUUUUAAUCUAAGAUCUCCACCGAGAAUAUAUCAUUUAGCAAUAACGUUUUUUUGGCGUUUUAACUCUAUGUCAAUGAAAUGUAAUUUUAAUCUGUUUCAUUUAAUUUUUAGUGUGACAUGUGUAGUUGUACAGUGUUAUUACUCAAUGUGACUAUUUGAAUUGAGUGCCAAGAAGUUGUGUUUGGCACUCAUUGAGUGGCGACUUUUUUUGUUGAUUGUGCAUCCAAUUUUUAAUAGGAGAUCGUUGGUUACUUAUUAGUAACUUAACUUUUAUUCAAAGAUCUCCAUUAAGAAGAUAUCAUUAAGCAAUAACGAUUUUUUUGGACGUUUUAACUCCUUAUCAAUGAAAUGUAAUUUUAAUCUGUUUUAAUUUUUAUUUUUAUUGUGACAUGUGUAGUUGUACAGUGUUAUUACUCAAUGUGACUAUUUGAAUUGAGUGCCAAGAAGUUGUGUUUGGCACUCAUUGAGUGGCGACUUUUUUUGUUGAUUGUGCAUCCACUUUUUAAUAGGAGAUCGUUGGUUACUUAUUAGUAACUUAACUUUUAUUCAAAGAUCUCCAUUGAGAAGAUAUCAUUAAGCAAUAACGAUUUUUUUGGCCGUUUUAACUCCUUAUCAAUGAAAUGUAAUUUUAAGUUAUUACUCAUCAUUGUUUUUAAAUAGGGAUUAGUAUCUAGUUGUGUGUAUAUCACCACAGGUCUUGUUUUUUUUUUUAAUAAUAAUAACAGGUAUAUUGUAUUUGCCUUAGAACAGACUGAUUUCUAAAUGACAUUUAGACACAGUACAUACAGCAGUAUAUAUCCAAUACAAAGCAACCAAAAUCCUAAGACUUGCUUUGCAAUGAGAAUCACUGUAGAGGUAUAGUGCAACAAUAGGGUAGAUGACAUUUUUUUUAAAUGGUCUUUAAUAGUUAAUUGCCUAUCAUUUGAAAUUUUUUUUUACAAUUUUUUGAGACGUUAUUUUAAGAAAAUUUUAGUUUUUAAAUAUGUUUUUGACAAUACGAGAUAAAACGCCUGUCGGCCAUGACAGAUAUUUCAACUAUUUUAUGACGUUACUGUAACAAAUCCCUUACAAACGGAGCGUUUGACAAAAAUAUUAGCUAACAAUAUAAGUUUGACGUUUAGUACGUCAAGUAACAUUGUGACGUCACAAAAUGGACGACAGCGGUUCUUGGAUUAUGUUGCGUAUUACAAUCUUUUGAUAGUUCACAAUCUCGCGAUAUAGAUUAUAAUCUAACGGUAGUUACAAUAUUUUUUUUAUUUGUCAUUCAUUCAUUCUUUACGGAUUGACAAAUCUGAAGACCGUGUUACAGUUUUCCUUAUUACUGAUGCCAAUUUAAAAAAAAAAGUAUUUUUAAAUUAAUUUUCCCAUACUGAUAUGGGUUUUUCUUAGGGGAAUACAUGCAAUUCUUCCAAAAUGGUUGUAAAGAUGUAGAAGUAUUAGGGCCAGUUACACCACUUGAUAAGUGUCUUAUAGCUAUAUUUUAAUAUAAUUUAUGUAAUGCAUUAUAGAAUUAGUAUAGUAGUAAUAUAGUUCUUGAAAAAGGCAAAAUCAUUUUUAAAAUAACCGGAUGCAAUUCGUUUUAUUAACUGGAUUUUUUUUUGGAAUUUGCAAUUUCGAUUACUUUGUGCCAAAAGGUUGUGUUUGGCACUCAUUGAGUGGGGACGUUUUUUGGUUGUGCAUUCACUUUUUAAUAGAAGAUCGAUGGUUUUGCCAGAAAAAAGUUCUGAAAGUUAAUAUUAGUUUUAAUCAUCUUUCAUCACUUAUUUACAAGUUUUAUUACAAUUAAUGUAAUAUUUAAUUUAAUUUGUGUAUGAGGUAUUUUUUUUCUAGGCUGUAUUAUUAGUUUUCAAAAUCCUGCUCAGUUAUUUUAUUUCUUCCACUUAGUCUAUGAUCCAUUUUAGAAACGACCUUCACCCAUCUGUUAAAUGGCUGAAAAGUGUUUUAUAUAUCAAAAUUUAAUACAUUAAAAAUAUUUUGCGAAUAGAUUGCCUAUUGAAAUUUCCUGGCCAAACCAUUAUUAACUAUCAUUAAUUUAUAAUUUAAUUAAGUGUUUUAUAUCAAUAUACGUUGAAAAAUACAACGACACAAAAACAAGUUACAUAUUUACCUGGCCAAACUAUCAUUAAUGAUUAGUGUUUGGUAGAUUAAUUCGUUCCAAGACUUUGCGCUUUUUUUGGAGACAAAUAAAAAUCCUUUCGUGAUUCAAAAUUGAUGCGUUACUUUAUUUGCGUGUUACAGUAUAGAAUUAUAAUGACAAUUAAAAGUUUGACAGUUUUAUAAAUUGAUUGUGACGUUUUCUUCGAAGAGGAUACGUGGACCAAUCGCAGCCCACGUAACGUUUCGUUGCGCGCCAACAAUUAGUGAUAGUUAAUAAUGGUUAAUAAUAAUGGCCAGGAAAUUUUUAAGCAACCUUUACUCGUAAUAUAUUUUGUAACAUACUAAAUUUUGAUAUAUUAAACCUUACACUUUACCUCUUUGUAAUAUUAGUAUAGAUAGAAUAUUUUCAAAUUUGCCGAAAAUCGUAAUAUUUAGAGAAUUUACGCUAGCGCCAUUUUGACAAUUGCCAACACCAUUAUAUAAUAUUGUGGUACUUUACAUUUUGUGUACCUGAUGUAUUUUAUAGUGCCUAAUCUUAGUUUAAACGUAGUUAUGUAAACAUUGAAAUAAAAAUGCAAUAAUUUA